AUGAGGGCUGCUAUUGUUUUCCACAACAUUGAGGCAUUGGAUUUCUCAAAGUUGGAGUCUUUAUUUGGCGACUGUUUAAGGGACAUUACAUUUGAUGACAUGAGUGUGCUGGACAUAAUACUACUAGGCCAGUUUGAAUCUUCGGUUUACCUAGAUAAUGUGCUGGGGAGGAUCUACAGCUCUGCCAGGGAAAUAUUUCUAUCAAGGAAGUUGUUUGUGACUGCAAUAAACGUUCUUUUUGAUUACAGUUCAACGCAAUCCCUUGACUUCGACUGGCUUUACGUCCCAGACGAAGAAUUGCUCAAACGCUACCAGCAUAAGAAUGCGGGACUAUUUGAGCAACCCAGGAUACAAGGCUCCAACGUUUUUGGAGGGAGUUACGUUGAGGAUACGGAUAGAUACAAAGUUAGUGCCUUAGGUGGAACUUUUGAUCACAUUCAUGACGGCCAUAAAAUCCUCCUAACCGUAGCUGCUUUCCUUACGUCGGAGAGGCUCAUAGUCGGUGUCACUGAUGAAGAAUUACUAGUGAAAAAGAAGUACCGGGAAUAUUUGGAAUCUUUUGAUAAAAGGGCUAAAAAUGUCCAGCAAUUUUUGCAUCUAUUGAAACCCAACCUAGAUACCCAAAUUGUUCCGAUAAAGGACGUUUGCGGUCCAACCGGUACUGUGCCGGAAAUUGAAUGCCUGGUGGUCAGCAGAGAAACCGUAGCCGGUGGCGAGUUUGUGAAUAAGACCAGACUGGCAAAGGGACUCUCGAAGCUAGAUAUCUCUGUUGUGAAUGUUUUGGGCGGUAAUGAACAAGAUGGUUGGAAGGAGAAAUUGAGUAGCACCGAGUUAAGAAAGAUGUUGAUGCAAAUCAAAAAUAGUGCCAGAAAUUGA
Molecule: messenger RNA, 876 nt
Organism: Torulaspora globosa
Lineage: Eukaryota; Fungi; Ascomycota; Saccharomycetes; Saccharomycetales; Saccharomycetaceae
Gene: CAB4
Product: putative pantetheine-phosphate adenylyltransferase
Exons: 1
Coding region: 1-876 (291 amino acids)
Biological process (GO): coenzyme A biosynthetic process
Molecular function (GO): dephospho-CoA kinase activity
Source: RefSeq, a predicted model, not a curated record